AUGUUUGAUUUAGGCCAAUACUUGAGUAUUUUUAUUAGAGAUGAGUUGAUCACUUGGCAUUAUAUAAGUCAAAAACACACUAAUGAACAUCUACUUAGACAAAAAAUUUUAGAAACAGUUGAUCAAAUUGUUAAUAAAGCAAAGAUGAUAGGAAAUGUUGACAAUAAUAAUCAUGAUAAGCAACAGAAUGGCAACAAGUCAAUAUAUAGUCCAAUUACAAAUUUAAUAGCAAUGGCAAGCAAUCCACAAUAUUUGGCAAAUAUGGAGGUGAUAUGGAUGCAAUGGUUAUAA
Molecule: messenger RNA, 291 nt
Organism: Entrophospora sp. SA101
Lineage: Eukaryota; Fungi; Glomeromycota; Glomeromycetes; Entrophosporales; Entrophosporaceae
Source: the annotation of a GenBank genome assembly